Messenger RNA from Priceomyces carsonii, 249 nucleotides. RefSeq lists its product as uncharacterized. The transcript has a single exon. The record is from RefSeq and is a predicted model, not a curated record. Lineage: Eukaryota; Fungi; Ascomycota; Pichiomycetes; Serinales; Debaryomycetaceae. Bases 1 to 249 code for a protein of 82 amino acids.
AUGGGAUAUAAAUGGUGGAAAUUAUGUUAUCUCCGUCUCAAAUUAGAGCAAGAAAGAAAUAGGUAUCUCGAUGCUGACUAUGGAAACAAAAUUAUUAACAAGAUAAUUUACCUACUUUUGAUUUCUUUUGCAGGCCCUUUCAUUGUUGGAUUUUCUCAUAAACACUGCUGGCAUUCUGGUUCGCCCGCAAAAUUGAACACAAUUGGAGCUGGAAACAAUUGGGGCUGGCUAUACGUUCAACACAAUUAG